AUGCCUGGCAGUGGUUUCCGCUAUUCGGCCACCUACGAGAGCCCCUACCUCGAAGAAUCAGCGGCAACCGCAGCGGAAAAGCCCGUGGUCACGAUUCGCGGCUACGACGACAGAGACAACACUGCAGCGCGACCGAUAUGCCUGACAGCAGAUUACAGCUCGCCGGGAGGACCUCCUUGUCUAAUAGAUGACGAUGGCGGAGAAGAAGGCGGCGGCGACUUCGUCGACGGGGGUGGUGAAGAAUCUCCACCCGCGCCGCUCAUAAAAACUUUGGCCACGCCAGCUUCGAAACCUUUGCCCAUUGAUCCGCUACAAUUCGUUAAGACACCUGUACCGUCGCUAUGUAAACAGGCGGUUGAGCAGAUACAACUGGCGACGGAAAACAAAAUUACCAAGGAAAAAGUCAAGGAAGAGGAGGAAGAAUGGCAAGCGAACUUGGACAAAUGGAAAUCGGCUCGCCGCCAGCGAGUGCCUGAGAGACUCUUGAGUCGUGCCGAAGAAGCGAAGAAGCUGCUCGAGGAGGAAGAGCAGAGACAGAUACGAAAAGUGAAGACGUUUUCAGAAAUGAUGCAGCAGCGUCAGCAUCGACAACAGAGUCGGUACAGUCUGAACUUUUUCCAAGAUAUGGACGACAAUUUCGACGACGAGAACAAGGAGAACGACAUGCAACGAACUGCGCGCUUGACGACGGCAGACUCGGUCGACAGUCAGUCCGAAGGAAAAUCUUCGGACGGAGCUUCUUCGGAAGAGCGCUUGACGGAAAGCGAAUCGCACGGUUCCGAGGAGCGCUUGGCCUCGCCCGUCGAAGUGUGGACAGCCGACUCGGGCGUAGACUCGUUCAGCGGGAGUCACCAUACCGAAUUGGCCAUAACCACCAGCACUGAUCUUCUGAAAGAGUUCAGUUCGCCAUCAGAAUGUCAGCCAAUCCCUCGGGACGAGUCUUCGAAUCCGAACGAAGUUAUUAUCCGUCUCUCGAUAAACCCGUCGUCGGAUAUAUUCGGAUUCACGCUCACUCAAGACGGCCAGAAGGUCGUCGUGGAGUCCGUUGACGAAGAUGGUGUGGCCGACCUUGCGGGUCUAAAGAAAAACGACGAGAUCAUCUCGUUGAAUGGCGUUCUAGCCGAUUCGCCGGGAAGCGUACCGUCAUCCAUGGAUCUCGCCCUGAUGACAGGACAGCUGGAGAUGGUGAUCUACCGAUCCGACGGCUCGGGCGGCAAUGACGCAGACGAGGCGGAACGCAUAAGUGACUUUCAGCGAAAAAUCGCUCGGUUCUCGGGCGACGCUGCCGGCGGCACGGCGGGCGACAAGACGGCUGCGAACGAAGUGAUUAUUGAACCAAAGCUCGUCGAACGGAGGAAAUCUCAACUUUUCAUCCAGGCGCUCCAAAUGGAGCAGCAGGAGAACGAGGAGAGGGAGAAGCCUCAGGACCUCGUGCCAGUCGAAGAUCAACUCGUUCUGAAGCGCAAGAAUUCGCUGUCGAAGUCGAUGAACGAGGCGCGAUACGACGCGGUGGACAGGCGAACGCCCCUGGAUGAAAUCGAACCGCAGAUUAUCGAGCGGAAGAAAGCCGAAUUCAUCCGACAGGCCAGCAGUGACAACAUUUCGUUGAUGAGAACCGAGAUCGCGGUUGAGCCGCACAUCGUCGUCCAGCGGAAGGCGUCGAUCGAGAACUGCGCACAACGUUACGAGGACAGUCGUGUCCUCGACCUGCAGCCUUCCGUGCCGGUGGCCCAACUGAAAGCCUCGAUAGAGAGUGGUAACACUUCCGAACCAAACAAGCCAAAGACCCCCUCCGUCGACAUCGAGCUGACCAUCGAAGAGCGGAAAGCGAGCUUCUUCGAACACUCCGGCAAAGACAUCGAAAAAACCAUGGUCGAUGUCCCGAUCGAACCGAAACUGAUCGAGCAGAGGAAGGCCAGUUUCAUCGAGAACAGGCUCGACGCGGCCUCACAGAGGUCGACCAAAGGUCAUCUCGACCUGGACAUUCAGCCGAAACUGCUCGAGCAGCGGAAGGCGGAUUUCCUCGAGAACGCGUCUAAAACCUUGGUCCAUAAAACUCCGCAAGACGAAGCGAUCUGUGUUGAGAAGGAACAACGGCUUCCUCUGCAGAACAGCUCCGAAGCUCCAUUGGCCCAGAGCGAUCCGAGCCGCAAGGUGGAGCUCACCGUGAACAACAUGCAGUCAAAGCCCAAGUGUGAGGUACCGAUCGAACCGGACCUCAUCAAGAAGCGCAAAGAAGCUCUCUUCUGUUCGUCCUCGAUGACGAAUGAAAUCGAGAGGCGUCGCGUCAAAUUAGCCAACAUCGAAGCUGAAGUUUACGGAGAGAUCCGACGAGAGGACGACUCCCCACCGCCACAAGCCGUACCGGCCGCUGUCGCGGACCUCGCAGGCUCUGAUCGCAGAGCGUCUCGCAAUACCCAGAUAGUCGAGAUCGCUUCUUCGGCAAUGUCCCCGGCUGCUUGCUCUGAAACCAGCGAAGACUCGAGGAGCAUGUCCAGCUCUACCACAACGGUGACUGAGAUCCGUCGAGAAGUCGGCAAUCCCAUGAUGUCCUCAGUCGGUUCCGGUUCUCUGUUCUCUCCGGUCUCGGAUAGGAACGAGUCACCGGCUCACCUCUCCGAUGUUUCGCCCGAGACAGAGAUCUGCAGCCCUCUGGGCAACAAGGGCCUGCACUUCGAAGCGACGGACAAACUUUUCGACUUCGGGACCCCGAAGCAGUGCAUCGCCACAGGAGCAGUCCCCGAGCGGAGAGAACUGUCGGACAUUGUUUUAGAUUCUCCCCCCAGCGAGAGAGAUCAAAUCGAGAAGACCGCUCUUGUAGCCGAGCGGAAUCGUUGCGUCAAAAACGCUGGUCAUACUCCGUGGAUCAGAGAAAAUUCAAGAAGAGACGACAUGCCUGCCCGACAGCAUGUCUCGCAUAGCGCGACCGCGGCCUCGAAGAGCUCGGAGCAGAGACCAGCGCAGCUGAAUUUCUCGAAACGCGGAGAUGAUUUCCUUAGAAGUGAGGUGGUCAACCUGAACCCAGCUCCGCAAGCACAACAACUUGGGCCCGCACCGACGAAAAUUUCUAUUGAUAUGGACCAUCAUGCUUACGAGAAUCACGAGUUAGGAGCGGGAGAACGACAGACCCACGCUUCGCAGAUGUACGAACUCUACGAUCAGUUACCGGGCCAGCUCCCGAGAGGUCACAAGAAAGAAGUCGCUCCGCCACCACCGAACGGAGUCGCUCCAUACGGUGAGGAAUUGUACGAAAACGCCCCGCCAUUCAAAACCCAACAGUACUAUCACGGCGCUUUCCAACCGACUUGGAAAGAAGCGAUAAAUCCUCGAUCGGCUGCUUCCUCUCACAUCCAAGUGGCCACUAACGUCCAGACCAGUCAUCACAUGCAGCCAUUGAAUCAAAUCAGAGAUGAUGGCGUGUACGGGGAAGUUCGGAAACCAGCGCUGGAUUCGAUCAGCCUGAUUGAGGUGAAAAAACGAGAUCAUCAGAUCAGGAAGCACGAGAGGAAGAGUUAUCAUGAGGGAAUCGUCAAUUAUCCCGCAUAUGACUAUCUGGGCCAACGCAAUUUAUACAAUUGUCCUGAGGACAUCUACGAAAACACCCGGAAGUACGCCAAAUCCUGUGAAGAUAUCUCUGACGCCUCGGCGCAAUUCCCCGGGAGACCGGCAUCGCAAUUCCCACCCGGUGGAGAUGCGUGCUCUGACAGGGGCGGGUACGGGCAGGAGAUCUACGAAAACGUCGAAGCCUACGCAAAGGUCAGGGACUACCGGAAUAAUCUCCACAAGCCGUCCGUCGCUGAAGACUUCUACGAGGUCCCGCGGCCCACUGACCAAAGUAAAGUGAAAAUCCCCAUGGGUCAGUCAUCCGCUCAUGAUCAGAUGCAAAGAUCACGUAGCCAACCGUAUAUGGGUGCCCCAGCGACCGGGCUGGACCCGAAGUUGAGGCCGCAGAGGAGCAGCGCGGAAAACCUCGAAGAACCGCGACCGCUGACCGCGGAAAUGGGGGCGAAGCGAAAGCCUGCUCAAGCGAAUAAGAGUUUCAACGCAAAUCACUGGCUCGUACAAGAGGCUGAAAUGCGGCGGCAGCUUGAAGCCAAUAUUUACGCUUCUGCUAUUCCUCAAACUCAAUCGAGCAGCGCUAAUGCGAACUGUGUCCCCCCUUCGACUCUUCCGAACCCGCAGGCCAAUAUCACGAACGUGGCUCUGAACAUGAGUGAAGCUUCACCUCAAGUGCCACCGAUGAGAAAAAGUGCUCCGCCCAGUACCGCGGCUUUCCCUGGCAAUCAGUCGGGUCAGCCUCUAGCGAUCUCGGGAAAGAAACGAUGUUCUCUCUGCUCCUCCGAACUCGGUCGGGGGGCGGCCAUGGUAAUCGAAAGUCUCCAGUUGCACUUCCACCUGGAUUGCUUCCGUUGCUGCGUGUGCAAACAACGACUCGGCAACGGAACUUGCGGGACCGACGUCCGCGUGCGGAACUCCAAGUUGCACUGUCAGAAUUGUUACUCUAACGACGAGGCGGGCGUGAAGCUCAGCCGCGUAUAAUCGGACCGAUCAUCGCCUUGUGUACAGACCGUGUUGCUCAUGACGCGUCCUCUCAGUGGACGCUGUGGAUGUAUUAUACGUUUGCAAUGCUUAAACUUUGAAUAAAUUCUA
Galendromus occidentalis (western predatory mite) is the source of this 4650-nucleotide messenger RNA. RefSeq names its product smallish (gene smash). Gene Ontology annotation, molecular function: protein binding. The coding region runs from base 1 to 4539 and encodes 1512 amino acids. Lineage: Eukaryota; Metazoa; Arthropoda; Arachnida; Mesostigmata; Phytoseiidae. Gene Ontology annotation, biological process: regulation of cell adhesion; regulation of signaling. The transcript is spliced from 11 exons. The record is from RefSeq and is a predicted model, not a curated record.